GGUCCCUACCCCUUGAGGGGCGCCUGUUAUUCACCAGGAGUUUUCAUUCACUGACUUGCUCUAGUCCUCACUUUAGCGGUGAUGUAGUUUGGUAGAUGAAAUAUUUUGAAGCAUAGAGAGGUAAAGUAGCUUGCUUUAGGUCACACAGCUAGAACUGGUUGCAACAGAGGAUUAAGACCUAGGACUGUGUGACUCUGCAAUCUCGUUUUUUUGAUUUUUUUUUUUUUUUUAGAUGUAGGUGGACACAAUAUAUUUAUUUUUUAUUUAUUUUUUAUGUGGUGCUGAGGAUCAUACCCAGGGCCUCACAUGUGCGGGGCAAGCGCUCUACCACUGAGCCACAAUCCCAGCCUCUUUGUCUUUUAUACACAGUCAUUCUCUGAAUCAGAAGCCGUUAAGCUAACUGGCCUCACCUGCGGAGGAGUACUAGAUUUCACAGAGAUGAUGAGAGCCCUGGGAUACCCACGACACAUUUCUAUGGAAAAUUUCCGCACACCCAACUUUGGGCUUGUGUCUGAAGUGCUGCUCUGGCUUGUGAAAAGGUAUGAGCCCCAGACUGACAUCCCUUCUGAUGUUGAGACUGAACAAGACCGAGUUUUCUUCAUUAAGGCCAUUGCCCAGUUCAUGGCCACGAAAGCACAUAUAAAACUCAAUACUAAGAAGCUUUACCAGGCUGAUGGAUAUGCAGUGAAAGAACUGCUGAAGGUCACAUCUGUCCUUUAUAAUGCUAUGAAGACCAAAGGGAUGGAGAGUUCAAAAAUAGGAGAGGAAGAUGUCAGCAAAUUCAAGUUUGAUCUCGGCUCCAAGAUUGCAGAUUUGAAAGCAGCCAGGCAGCUUGCUUCUGAAAUCACCUCCAAAGGAGCAUCACUAUAUGACUUGCUGGGCAAGGAGGUUGAAUUGAGGGAACUGAGAACAGAAGCCAUUGCCAGACCCCUGGAAAUAAAUGAAACUGAAAAAGUAAUGAGAAUUGCAAUAAAAGAGAUUUGGGCGCAGGUUCAGAAGACUAAAGACCUGCUCAAUAAUGUGGCCUCCGAUGAAGCUAAUUUAGAAGCCAAAAUUGAAAAGAGAAAAUUAGAACUGGAAAGAAAUCGGAAGCGACUGCAGACUCUACAGAGCGUCAGACCAGCCUUUAUGGAUGAGUAUGAGAAGAUUGAGGAAGAAUUGCAAAAGCACUAUGAUGUUUACCUAGAAAAAUUUCGAAAUUUGGCUUACCUGGAACAGCAGCUUGAGGAUCAUCACAGGAUGGAGCAGGAGAGGUUUGAAGAAGCUGAAAAUACUCUCCGCCUGAUGCAGAACAAGCUAAAGGAGGAGGAAAAGCGGCUGCUCAAGAGUGGAAGUAAUGAUGACUCAGACAUAGACAUCCAGGAGGAUGAUGAAUCCGACAGUGAGUUGGAGGAACGGCGGCUGUCCAAGCCACGGACGGCCAUGGAGGUGCUCAUGCAAGGAAGACCCGGCAAACGCGUCGUGGGCACAAUGCAAGGUGGAGACUCUGAUGACGAUAUGGAAGCAGCACCAGCUCUCUUAGGUAAAUGCAAGACUCCCAGCUCCAGGAAGCAGGAAGACUCGGAGGACAGUGAAAUUGACAUGGAAGAUGAUGAAGAAGAUGACGAUGAUUUGGAAGAUGAGAGCAUUGCUCUCUCACCAGCAAAGCCCAAUCGAAGGGUUCGGAAACCUGAGCCCCUGGAUGAGAGUGACAAUGACUUCUGACCCUCUUGCCAAGGGACCCAGGCAGAUUAAAAGCCUCAGAUUUGUAGGGUCUCACUAAAUUGUGAAGGACCUUGGUGAAUUGCCCAGGCUGGCCUUGAACUUGCAAUUCUCCUGCCUCAGCCUCCCAAGAUGCUGGGAUUACAAGUGUGUGCCACUGUGCCACGGUAGAGUUAGCUUAAUAUGAAAAUCAUGGAACAGCUUUCAUAUAUUUUAUAAUCAUAAAGUUAAGAUUUCUAAAGUUAUUUAUCCUGUAAUACAAUGCAUUUAAUAUCAUAUUUUUGUAUUAUUUUUACUUGAAAGUAUUAUUAUUUUGUUUAUUUAUAUAUUCAAGAAAGUUUCACAGGUUAAUAUGAUACAUGUAAGUUUUAGGAUACUAUGUAACAAAUAUUUUUGUCAUCUUUGCUCUUUUUUCCUCUCUUCCUAAAUUUUAUGUAUCUUUCAUAAAAAACACUUAGCAUUAAGCUAAUUUACCUUAAUUUGAAAUGUUCUGCAUUAGCUUGAAGAGGAAAUGGGUGGGCUGGGAGCCUGGUGGCUGCUCAGACCCCAUGGCUUCUGAGAGGCAGAAGAGUCACUUGUUUUCCAAAAUGUCACAGAUUUGGCUUACCUGAUGACCUGACUUAUGUCAGGAAAAUUCUGUUUUCCUUCUGGGAUAUUUCCUUAUAAUGGGCUUUUUUUGACCCCACAUUUUUUAUUGGUGCAUUGUAGUUGUACGUAUGGGAUUUGUUGUUACAUAUUCAUACAUGCACACAGUAUAACAAUAUAAUUUGGCCAGUAUCACUCCCCAGCACUUCCCUGGGCUUUUAAUACAGAUGGCAGCAGCUGCAAAGGGCAGUUUGUAGUUUCACCUCUUCCAUGUCAUCCUUCAUCAGUCGGUUCGCUGACUUCAUGCAGAGCCUCACCAUGGUGCAACACCACACUGCAUGAGCAGGUUCUAUAACAAAGAGAACUGCAUGUGUUGAUCCUUGUCAUUAAGUGUUUCAGUCACUGUGACAGAUCCUGGAGUCAGAGAUGUACAAGUAUCUUGUGGCCUGGUGCUUUGAGCAUACCUCAGGCCCUGAAAAAAAUGGUGAGAUUAGGUCAAUGAAAAAUUAGCAUUUGGUCAUUGCUGGCAAUUUUUUUACUAUAUGAUUAAAGGACCUCUUAAAAUGUUUAAAAUAUGUGCAUUUGCAGAAAAUAGAAAGAAAUUUUCAAGUCCUCUAUUUGAUUUUACUUUUUAUUGGUGGUAGCCAUUAAGAACAAAAUCGGGGCUGGGAAUGUAACUCAGUGGUAGGGCACUUGCCAAGAUGUUUGAGGCCCUGGGUUUGAUCCCAGUACCAUGCAAAAACAAAAAACAUAAGCAGGGACUCCCAAUGGGAAAUGCAAAGAACUGUUUCCAUUUUAUCUGGGACAUUAAGAAAUAUGAGAUUUCUUUCAUUAUCAUUUUAAAUUAAUCGAUGUCAAAUAUUUGAAAGAAGGGUGUGCCCAUUUAGGUUAGCAGCACUCAAGGUAAAUAUCACAGCUGUUAAAGGGACCCAAGGGCCUCUCAGGUGCUAGGAUCCAGGACUUAUUGAAUUAGAAAGGAGCCAAAGCCUCUACCUCUUACCUAAAACAGAAAUCCAUUCUCUGGGUAUAUGAAUUAAUUCUCUUCUCUACUAUUUCUGAUGGGGUCUGUGUGGGCCAGCUGGCUUUGGUGUAUCUGUGAUCACACACUGAACCCUAGCUGUUUCAGAUGGCUUGAGAAGAGGGUGUGGUCUGCUUAAAGAGUGAAAGGAGGAGGACUGGUACAAAAUGUAAUCAGUGACCCUGUCAGUUGGGCCAGUUUGUGGUUAAAGGAAUGGCACAUUUAAAUGAUUCAGAGGGAAUAUUUGUUUUCUAAGGAUGUGAACAUGUAACACAGAGGAAAGAGUAGUAAUAAUGUAGCAGUUUCAGGAACGCAAUACAUGGUCACAUGGACUCUGUCCAGCUUUUUGGCCUUGGGAUCAUUUUGCUAUGGAUGAGCUUUCUCGGUCCUUGUUUCCUCUAUGCACCAAACAUUUUUUAGCACUUACUGUUUUCAGCUACUUUGCUAACACUGGAGAAUUCAAAUAUAAUUAAGUCUUAGCAUCUGACAACCUAGAAAGAAAAAGGAUUUAAUAUUAUAAUGCAGUAUGUUACAUGCAUGUUAAGAAUAUUAUAUACUGUCAUGGGAAUCCACAGUAAGGAGCAACUAUCCUUGCCUGGAAGAGUUGACACAAGAUUUCUGUGGAUGUCAGAUUUGGACUGCAUCUUGAAAGCUGAGUAAGUCUCCAUCAGACAGACAAGUCAAAUGUGGCAUCAUAGUGAGCCUGAAUGUACAAAGGCACAGAGUGGUCAAAAGGCACAGCCUUUCUACAGAGUGAUAAGUAUUACAUUAAGGCUGAAGAGUAGAGCAUAUGGUGAGGGAGUAUCCAAAGGAACUACUCUGUCAUGCUAAGGAAUAGGUUGUGUUUUGUUCUGUAGGCAUAUGGCAACCUGCAGAGACUAGAUCUUUCCCCCCCAAAAAAUCACUCUGGCAAAAACUAGAACAGAAGACAGCAAGAUGGUUAGCAAGCUCUUGGUGAUGACCUCAAGAACUAGGUUCAUUUUUCAGAAGGGACCUCAGGAGAACGGACAGGCUUUGAAGACUGUUAUCUAGGAAGGGCUGGUGAAGAGGAAUGAUUGAAGGUGAAGGGGAGUUUUGUUUUGGAUGCUUGUUACCUGAGAGAUACAGGAAGAAUAGCAGGUAAGGAAGGUACAUCUGGGUGGUAAUAGCAUAUAAUCACUUAUGCAAAUGGGAAACUUCCAGUUAAACAUGAUGGACAGAAUACAUUAAUUUACCUCUGUCUUCCUAAAAUUCCACUAGAAUUUUAUAUGAGAGAAAAAGAAAAAUUUCAAAGGAGGCAAGGUUAACAAGAACCAGAAUGGAGUGGAUGAGAACAUGAAAAACAGAAGUGUUAAGCUGAGCUGUGACCCAAGGGUCACCUCAAACAAAACUUCCAGAGAUUAAAAAAGCCUGAGAUGAAAAUGUGUGAGAUGCAAUUAACAGCAGGUGAUAUGCUGACCCUGAAAACACAGCAGUAGAAACUGCCCAAAAUUGAAAAUGGGAAAAGACAAAAAAAAAAAAAAAAACCUUUUUCUAUUAUCAGUGUAUUGCCUCAACUCCAUAUUUACCUUUUCAGCCUGCUCUGUGGUGAUGUAAUAGAGCCAGACUUUGUAAAUGUUUCUCCUUUGCAGCCAGUAUGCCAUAAAGCCUUAUCUGUGGGGUGCUGGGGAGGCUUGGGUGGAAAAAGGGGUUUGCCUUCUAAUUUUAAGUUAGGCUUGCUUCAAGUCCCUAGAGGGGCACCCUUUUAUUCUCCACAGCUUUGGCCUUUCCGACUUCUCCAGUGCUCAGCUUCUGCAGGGAGUGGCUUUCUCCAGCAUUUGGUUGCUACCUUCUUAUCUAUUCAGCUGAGCUCUCAAUUGAGGUAAAAACAGUGCAAACAAGAGGCAAUAGAGCAAUCUCUUAAAAGUACUGAAAGAAAAAACGGUCACGUAGAAUUCUGUACCCAACAAAAAUAUAUCUCUAAUGUAAGACAAUGUUCACGUCUUCAAUUUCCAAAUAAUGUUCUUUAUAGAGAAUUUUUUUCCUGCAGAUCCAAUCAAAGAUUUUGCAUUAACAUUUGUUAGGCCUCUUUAAUCUCGUUUAAAAUAAUCUCCAGCCUUUUGUGUUUACCAUAACAGUGAUAUUUUUUAAGAGGUUGGGCUGCUUUUGCAAAAUGGCCCCUCAGUUUGGAUUUUGUACCAUCAUUCCUUCAUGAUUAGGUUCAGAUGAACAUUUUUGGCAAGAACGCUACAUAAGCUGUUAUGUCCUAAAGGCAGUGCAUCAGGGAAUGUGCUGGCCAUUUGUCCCUUGAUUGUUAAGGUAGCAUAUGUCAGAUUUCAAGUUCCUAAGGCACCUCUCCCCCUUUAUAAAUAGCAGCAUUGCCUCUCAGGGUCAACAUCCAUGACGACUCUGGAUGCCCUUGCUUUUUUUUUGGUAUGAGGGAUUAGACUUAGCUACUGAGCCAUAUCCCUAGCCCUUUUAUUUUUUUAUUUUGAGACAAGAUCUCACUAAAUUUUGCAUAGGGCCUUGCUAAAUUGCUGAGGCUGGUCUUGAACUUACAGUCCUCCUGCCUCAGCUUCCGAAGUUGCUGGGAUUACAACACUGUACCUGGCUGGAUACCUGUAUUUUAAAAAUAAAUAAAUAAAUAAAUAAACUUUUUAAAAAAUA
Molecule: messenger RNA, 5929 nt
Organism: Marmota monax (woodchuck)
Lineage: Eukaryota; Metazoa; Chordata; Mammalia; Rodentia; Sciuridae
Gene: Ift38
Product: clusterin associated protein 1
Exons: 14
Coding region: 307-1704 (465 amino acids)
Biological process (GO): cilium assembly
Cellular component (GO): intraciliary transport particle B; cilium; centrosome
Source: RefSeq, a predicted model, not a curated record